Molecule: messenger RNA, 1182 nt
Organism: Prunus persica (peach)
Lineage: Eukaryota; Viridiplantae; Streptophyta; Magnoliopsida; Rosales; Rosaceae
Exons: 7
Coding region: 1-1182 (393 amino acids)
Source: RefSeq, a predicted model, not a curated record
AUGGCAAAUGGGAUUCGUUACACCAAAGUCGAAGGCUGCAUUUUUCUUGUAGCAAUAGCAAGUUUCAUGUUGAGCAACGGAUUUGUCGAUUGCAGAAAAGUUGAAACAGUGAAAACUGAUCAAGCGUCUGUGAAGCACAACAAAUCAGUCCUCAAAACUAUUAAGGGAGAGGGCGAUGAUUUGAUAGAUUGUGUUGAUAUCUAUAAACAACCAGCUCGUAAUCACCCUCUUCUCAAGAAUCACACUAUACAGUUGAAACCGAGUGAAAUUGAAACUGUAAGUGGUGUUGAAGAUGGGGUCUUUCAAUCUUGGCGUCAGAAUGGAGAGUGCCCUGACGGAACAAUCCCCAUUGCACGAACAAAGGCAUUUGAGCAUCGUACAUCUAAACCAAUGCCACAUUAUGACUCCAACAAAUUUGUGUUCGUCCCUCCUCCUAAUCAUGAGUUUGCCCAAGUGAGUCUGCACGGUGGUCAAUACUACGGAGCAAAAGCAGAAUUUAACGUAUGGAACCCUGCCGCAUAUAAUAAAGAUAACAGUCUAGCCCGGGUAUGGGUUGGGAGAGGCAGCGGAAAAGCACUGAGCAGUGUAGAAGCUGGCUGGAUUCGUAUGAACUCGCGUGACAACCAAACACUCUUAAUACUUAUAUAUUGGCAGGGUGAUGGUGGCCAAUCUGGUUGCUACAAUCUUGAAUGUCCUGGUUUCGUCCAAGUAAGCAAAAAAUUUACCCUUGGCGGUCCCAUGUCACCUGUUUCUAGCUACAAUGGGGCACAGUAUGAUAUAUUCCUAAGCAUAUACAAGAACACAGAUAGUGGACAUUGGUGGCUUAACGUGGGAAAUGAGGCAAUAGGAUACUGGCCUGACACCAUCCUCCCAAGUCUAAGAGGCAGUGCUGAAUUGGUUAGUUGGGGAGGGGAGGUUUACGAUUCACAAGCUGAGGGUCAUCACACAUCUACUCAAAUGGGGAGUGGUCAUUUUCCCGAUGAAGGAUUUGGGAAAGCCAGUUAUGUUCGCAAUGUCCAAUACAUGGACGAUUCUUCGCCUCUCACUUUCAAAGAUCCUGCCGGUCUUCUAACUUAUGCGACAAAACCUUCAUGCUACAAUUUAAUUGUUAAAGAUAAAACCCCAAACAUGGGAAUCCAUUUCUAUUAUGGAGGUCCUGGGUUUUCAGCGGCGUGUCGUUAG